ACACACAGACACAAAUUCUCACAGCCACACCUGCCUGCCAUACACCCUUCUCUCUAUGCUAUUUAUUCUACACACGCCCAGCCCACUUGACACACGCACACACACACGCGCACGACCGAAUUCAGUCACGCCUGCCUCACUCUUCUCUCUAUCUAUCCACUAGCCUUGCUACCACAAGGGCUGCCUGGCCUCACCCUGGGAGACACCAACCCUCGCAGACAAGAGCUGCCCGCCGAUAUGCUGCGGGCAACCGUCGACAAGAAUGACGGUCGGUGCUGAGCACUCGUGCCUCGCGAAACGGCCGGUGCGACCAGCGGCGACACCGGAUACCUCGGCGGAGCAUACACAGGGGGCGGGCGGGUCUGAUACCGCGGAGACGAUACCCAGGAAGGCGCCAUCGCCGCCAUCGCCGGCAUUGGCCGCCGUGGCGUGUAGCCUAGCGAGGGCGUGUACGUCAGAGGACUGUCGAAGGGCGAGAAUGUCAGCCGGAUGGGGGCCCUCUUGGGCGGCCCAGUCAUGGGCCGCAUCGUCGUCUUGGCAGCCGGAACGACCAUGGGGGCGUGAUACCGUCUCGGCUCUUCCACUGAAGUGAUCUGGCGACGCACCGACCGCUCCUCAGCACGCAGCGGCACAGAUGGUGCCCGCAGCCUGGGCGGAGACACAACAUAUGACACACCAGCCGUCAACCUGCAUCAAUGCGCGUGUGGAUGUCAUUGGCCUUCUGACGUGAGUCUGGGUGCUCUGAAUGAGAAGGGCCGAAGGAGGCCUGUCAUAGGGUCAGGGAGUGUUCUCCGGCUCGGUGCUGGCGGGAGACACCGCGGGCUGAUGAUACGGCGGUCCCUGAAACGCCCUGUGCGCUUCACAGGGAGACUCACGGACGUGCUGCGCAGAUCGCGACCUGAAAGGAGAGUGAUAGACCUUUCUGACAAUGGAUAGCGGCCUAUCUUCCUUCUUGCGUACGCUCAGCUGGCGGCUGCCGGACUGCCAUCAGCGUCUGCGCUUCAACUGCAGCGAGCGCUUUCCUCUCCCCCUCUUCUCGUGCUGGUGCUGGCGCUGUCGCUGGUGCUGGCGCAGCAAGGGCCUCCCGCUGGGCCUCCAGCCUCUCCAGUUCCCUCUGCAUAGCACGCUCCGCCUCCCUCCUCUCAUCCUCCUCCAU
This is a messenger RNA of Vitrella brassicaformis, 1156 nucleotides long. The record is from the annotation of a GenBank genome assembly. NCBI's taxonomy places the organism in Eukaryota, Vitrellaceae.